Messenger RNA from Closterium sp. NIES-67, 1012 nucleotides. NCBI's taxonomy places the organism in Eukaryota, Viridiplantae, Streptophyta, Zygnematophyceae, Desmidiales, Closteriaceae. The record is from the annotation of a GenBank genome assembly.
UCCUGCCAUAAAACCAUUUUCGCUCACUUCUAGUGUUUCCCUCUGGACUUCCUCUCCCUCUCCGUGAUUCUCGAGUGCUUGUCUUCCUCCUGCCUUGCCUAGCCUUGGGCAUCUCUUCAGGAUAACCCUACACUGACGUCACCAUGACGGUGAAGCGUCGCAAUGGAGGGCGCAACAAGCACGGCCGCGGGCACGUGAAGCCCAUCCGCUGCUCCAACUGCGCUAAGUGCUGCCCCAAGGACAAGGCGGUGAAGCGGUUUCUGGUGCGCAACAUUGUCGAGCAGGCUGCGGUGCGCGACGUGCAGGAGGCGUGCGUGUAUGACGGCUACGCGCUCCCGAAGCUGUACGCCAAGGUGCAGUACUGCAUCUCGUGCGCCAUCCACUCGCACGUGGUCCGCGUGCGCUCGCGCCAGGCCAGGCGCAUCCGUGAGCCGCCCAAGAGGCCCGGGCGCAAGGACGACCGUGGCAAGCCCGGUGCUGCUGGUGCCCCCGGCGGCCGCCCAGGCGCCCCCCCUGCUGCUGGCGGUGCUCCUGGCGCUGCUGGCGGCGCUCCCAGGACUUAAAUAGCCGCUACUACAACAGUGUAGGCUCAUAAGUCAAGCUGCAUACAGGCUGCCUUCUCCUCAUCCUCUCCCGCUCUCGAUCUCUCUCCCUCUGCGGUUGUUCACCACGGAACAGGGCACUCGCCUGUUUGUGCUGGCACCUACUUGCACCAACGUCCAUCUCCACUCCCCCCACCCACCACGUUUCCUGCCACCACCACUACUACCGCUGCCAUAGCUGAGUCUACUGUCAACAGGAAUGCCACGCUAUGGGGUACCUUGCACAAUGUGGUAUAGGUGCUGCGGCCUGGAUGCUUGAUGUGUACAGGUAGGCAGCAAUUUUAUUGGAAGAAAUUGACCCUACAGCAGAUUGCCAGUCCAGCUGCGUCGUUUCUGAAGUCUAAUGGAUGGUUCUGCGCACAAGAACGUGUAAUUUCAAAUGACACCUAAUGCUUUGGUAGUGAAAUGGC